AUGGCUGUUGGAGAGCCACGGUUUGGGAAGAGUGCCAAUCCCUGCCAACAAAGUUCAGAAUGUUCAGACGAACAUCCAAGUCGUCUCGAGUUGCAGACGCAGCCCGAGGCUCCAAAUGCCAUCGUUGAGCAUCAACAGUACGCUUUGGGAUUCUGCACAAUUAAAGUCUUUGCAGCAAGGACCGAAGCUUUCUACAAGGCCUUGCGAGACAUUGCCCAGUACCUGCCACCAGAAGGCGAUUCUUCAAUUGAGGCCAUGCAAAUGGUCACAGCACAAAGGAAAUGGAUGUUCGAUGUUGGAUGCGCUGUAGGGCAGGUGGUAGGUACCUUCUACCAGCUGGAGAAGAAUACUUUGAUGGAACUUCAAGUGAUGUGGGAGACGGGGCAAGGAAAUUUGUCUGUGAAAGGCAUGAAAAAGAAUUUCCGUGCAACAAUCAAGAAUUUGAUGAUGUUGACAGAAUAUCGCAAGGCAGCGCAAGAGAAGAUUGACGAGUGCAAGAGCUUUGCCAAUCAAAUGGUGAUAUGGAAAGGACAGGAGCACAAGAUGCAGCAUGCUGUGAUGGAGCUGUUGGGAAACUUUGGUGGCGGAGAGCAGUGUAAGGCACUGCUGCGUGACUUGGACACGCGAAGCAAGGACCUCUCUGCAGCUCUGGAAGAAGAGAAGAAGGUAGCAAAUCAGGUAGCAGAGCUUAGCGGCAAAAGGGAGGAGCUCCAUUGCAAGUUCCUUGUCUAUGACAGCAUUGCAGCAAAUGAAACGGGCUCGUUGACUACCCUGCAAGAGCGCGCCAAAAAGGCAGAUGAGAUCGCUGCCCAAAAGGAAGUGGACGCAGCAGAAACCAUGGAGAGCACGCGCUGGGGCAGGCUAGGCAGGUGGUUUAUGGAGUGGACUGACAGCAAGGUCGAUGUAGCAGCGUGGAGGGCAGAGCGCUUCAGAAGUAUUGCCAAAGCUGCCAAACAAGCCCUUGGAGAUCAACAAUCGCUGACACAAAUGGCCGCUCAAGAGGCAGGUGUUGUAAAGGGUGAGCUCACCACUGUAGAGGUGAAGCUGAAGGGGGCCAAGGAGAAAUUGAAAGAAGCUGCUCAAGCAACAACAGAUGCCAGGAUUCAACUUCGCGAAUUGAAAGCACGGUGCCAGGAGUUGAGGAAAACAUUUGGUGGCCUAGACCUUCAGCAGAUUGGCUCGUUGAGGGACCACAUGCAAAACUUCCCUGAACUUUUGGGAGCACAGGGCAUGGAAGACCAUGGCAUGUUUGCUUCAAUGGAAGGUGCACUGAAGCAGCAUGAGCGGUUGGUGAACCGUAUGGAAACAUUCCUGGAAGAGGAAGAUGAUCAGGAGUGCAUCAGAAUCUUGAAUAGUUUGCGCUCGGUCAUUUGCAAAGCCAUCGAUGAUGCACAGUUCUUUGCUGAGCGGCUCAAACCUCUCCAGGACAAGAUUGUGGCGCGAAUGAACGCCCUGCCACUGCCAGAUGCUGAAUGCAAGGCAGCUCCUAAGCCCAUGGAGCAUGAAGAGCAUGCUUCCAGUGAUGACUGGGAGCGUGUGACCUUGUCUGCAGACGAUGCCUUGUGGUGA
This is a messenger RNA of Durusdinium trenchii, 1569 nucleotides long. Lineage: Eukaryota; Dinophyceae; Suessiales; Symbiodiniaceae. The record is from the annotation of a GenBank genome assembly.